Messenger RNA from Schizophyllum commune H4-8, 1374 nucleotides. Its product is annotated as cytochrome P450. Bases 1 to 1374 code for a protein of 457 amino acids. The record is from RefSeq and is a predicted model, not a curated record. Gene Ontology annotation, molecular function: heme binding; monooxygenase activity; iron ion binding. Lineage: Eukaryota; Fungi; Basidiomycota; Agaricomycetes; Agaricales; Schizophyllaceae. The transcript has 10 exons.
AUGCAGCAAAUUAUCGGGACUCAGAGCGCGGUGCACAAGUUCGACGGGAUCGAGGAGAGCGAAACUCGCAAGUUACUGAAGAACCUGCUGGACACGCCAGACGACUUUGCAGAGCAUGUGAGACAUAUGACGGGCUCUAUCAUCCUUCGCAUCUCGUAUGGAUACCAUGCCCUCCCCGCCGAAGAUCCCUUCAUCAAGCUCGCGAACAAAGCGACAGAGCAGUUCUCUCUAGCAACUUCUCCGGGCGGAUUCGUCGCCAAUCUUGUACCUCCACUCCUUUACCUCCCCGACUGGUUCCCUGGAGCGCAGUUCAAGAGCAUCACAGCCGAUGAGGAGCUCGACUUGAAGUGGUCAGCCGCGUCGCUCUAUUCUGGCGGUGCAGAUACGACUGUCGCCUCCAUCAACGCCUUCAUUCGCUUCAUGGCCGCCAACCCUGAUGUUCAGACCCGCGCGCAUGCCGAAAUCGAUUCCGUCGUCGGUACCGACAGACUCCCAGCAAUGCCCGACCGCCCUUCUCUACCGUAUGUGAACGCACUUGUAUUGGAGGUCCUUCGCUCGCACGUCGUAGUACCGACGGGAGCGCCUCAUCGAGUGACGGAGGACGACGUCUACGAGGGAUAUUUCAUUCCCAAGGGCUCGCUUAUCAUGCCAAUCCUGUGGUCAAUGCUUCACGACGAGCGCACGUAUAGACACCCUAUGGAGUUUUGUCCUGAACGGUUCCUCGCGUCCGAGGGACGUCAGCCAGAAAGGGACCCAAGGACGAUCUGCUUUGGCUUCGGUCGCCGCAUUUGCCCAGGGAGAGAACUCGCGGAUAUCUCGCUGUUUUUCGCGUGCACCUCGAUUUUGUCCGUCUUCGAAAUCAGCAAAUGGAGAGAGGGCGAUGUAGAAGUCGCGCCUGUCGAAGGACAGAUGUCCGGCUCGUUCAGACCUCGAGAGCCACCUUCGCCCUUCGACCUCGCCCUUACGCGCCCGCGUACCCUCCCCAACAUGAAGAACCACUUCGCGCUCUCGGAGAACAUGCAUCUCAGGUCAUUGUUCAUCGUUGCACCCAAGCUCGCGCGCAUCAUCCUCCCGGGUUCUCAAGAAGGAGACAAUGACGGCGACGUAUUUGUAUCUUUUCGCGGGUCAUGUAUAGAGAAGCUCCCGCGCUUCAAGUCUUCGUCAGUCGAGUGCAACGAAGUUCUGCUCCGAGAGCUGUCCUACCUGCACGUAUGCUAUACCUACUAUAUGCCUGUGACGAUCGACGCCCGGUACGAGCUCGCGGAGUGGAGGGCCGAGGAGAGGAGCGCCCAAGAGUCUCUGCGCGAAUAUCUCGCGUGGAAUCCUGACACCCCGUUCCCCGUCGCCGGAUCACAAGACAGGAUGGACUCUUGA